AUGAGCCGCAACGCCCCUCACAACGUGGAGCUCCAACAGCCGCCUCAGGCCCCUUAUGCGACGCACCGCUCGAACCACAGUCGAAAGAUCUCGAGUCCCGUGGUCGGCGACCAAGUGCACAGCUUCGACGACGUGGACAUUACCGGCCUUCAACCACCACCUUCCGCUUUAACACCCACUACUGCAACGGCAUAUGACCCACAUGCACCUUCCCCACUAGAAGACUUCCCUCGAUCUGGCCGAACACAUCAGCGGACAUUGACUGGCACUAUCUUCGACAACUUCAAUCGCGCAACAUCGACAAUCCAGCAACAUACUUCAAGAGCAUCUUCACCUACAAAGUCCUUGGCAAGCUUCAUCCCCUCCAGAGGCGCUAUCGAGUCCAGCGCUAGCCAGCCUAAGAUUAGGGCACUCCAAAACUGGUUCAACGGCUCCUCUGCACCCGUGACGCUGGGUGUCGGACAGCAAGACGAGUACUCGGAUUCUGGUUCGGAGUCGGGAGAGGAAUACGACUCUGAGUCUGAGGAGGAGGAAGAGCAGAGAGGCAGCAACAUGAUGACCAACCUCUUCAACCGCGGCUCUUCCCUUACGAGGGGCACAUCGCAGAGCCCGAGACGAUCAGACGACACCCAGACCCCGAGCAAGGCCCCGAGCCAGCCCACCACUAGCAGCAAGUUCGCGUGGCUGCUGUCCACGCAAAAGAACGCCGCUGUACCCCCUCCGCAGCAGUCUCCCACAUACCACAACCCCGACGAUGAGCUCCUCAACUUGAGCAUCUCGCAGUCGCUCUUCCCACACGGACCUGCCGAUCCACUGGCGCCCUCUUCCUUCCACGACCUCCUCACCAACGCCGAAGCGCUGCUCUCUCGCUACCAGACUGCAUACCGCCAACUCUCUACCGCGUUGGGAGAUGCACAUGCCGAACAAAGUGCGCAGGAUGACGAGCUUGACGAGGCUGAGACACGAGCAAGGCAUUUGAAGAUGCAGCUGGAGACAAUGGCGGCGAAGGCAGUUGAGCAAGACGAGCAGAUGCGAAGCCUCAUGGAGGACCUUGCGUUUGAGCGAAAGGCUCGUCAAGAGGAAGAGGCGGCUCCCCUCAUCAGAGGCGCACCACAGUGCGACCACGCUUCAUGCCAGGAGAACGCCCGCCGCCACAACCGCGUGUCCGGCUCGGAGAUCAGCGUCGAUUCCGGCUUCGAGUCUGAAGCCGAGACCGAUGCCGCAAGCGUCUUCUCAAGAAGCUGCCUCAGCCCCACCGGCACCGACCGCUCCUCCAUCCUCGACACCGAUACCCACGACAUCACACCCAAGGGCCGCAAGCCGCAACCCUUGAAACGUGGAAGCACAUACGAGCAGAGGCAAGAGGGCAAAGUCGACAUCGCAAAAGGCGGAUGGGGAUGCGCGAAUUGCCAGGGCGGUGCACAAUCCGCUGUUUGGGGUCGUCUGGCAAAGGAGCGAGAGGAGAACCGCUCGCUCAGACUGAGGGUCGAGACCCUGGAGGAGGCUGUUGACGGUGCUCUCAAUGCCGUCGCUGGCGCUUGGGGCGUGUAA
Messenger RNA from Alternaria viburni, 1551 nucleotides. RefSeq lists its product as uncharacterized. Bases 1 to 1551 code for a protein of 516 amino acids. The record is from RefSeq and is a predicted model, not a curated record. Lineage: Eukaryota; Fungi; Ascomycota; Dothideomycetes; Pleosporales; Pleosporaceae. The transcript is spliced from 2 exons.